AUAAAAAAAAAUAAAAAAACCAAAGGAAAAAAAGAAAAAAAAACCCUAAAAACCCAACAUUUAUAUAUUUUCUUCACCUACUUUCCCUCUUGUUCGUGGUCCUUCUUCGUUCUCACUUUUGUUCUGAUUCCUCCUGUUACCUUCCGAUCAAACAAAAAAAGAUCCCUUUUUAUGGUUCCUUCUCUUCUCCCUUUAAGAAACUCGAAACCCUCUUCUUGUUUCUCCACAAGGGCACUGUGCGGAUCCCUUUCGGAUCAAAAUACGGAAAGAGAAAUGGGGUUUUCGAAGAUGUCGCAAGCGGAAGGAGGCUUGGAUUGCGACGGGAAGAAAUGGGUCAUCGCCGGAAUUUCAAUACGGGCUUCGUUAAAGCCGGUGAACACCAAAAUCAGAGGAGAAUCCGAACAAGGACGUGAAGAGGGAGAGCGCUCGACGACGCCGACGGCGAAGGAGGCAAAGAUUCCGGCGAAGCUGAAGUGCCCUCCGGCGCCGACAAAACGCCGUCCGGCGUUGAGAUGCCGGAGCAGCGUUGCCAGAGAGUUCUUUGCUCCUCCGGAUAAUUUGGAGACGGUGUUUAUACGCCGUUAAAAGUGACGGAAAAAUGAUUUUCAGAGUUUGGAGUCUUCAGUAACAAUUUUAGAUUUUUCUUUUCCCUCUCUCUUAGGGUUUUUGAUUUCAGAGUUUGGAGUCUGCAAUAUCUGUUUGGUUCCAUAGUUUUUCUAGGGUUUAUCCUCCUCCUUUAGAUUAGAUGAGAUGAUAUAAUUAUAAUCCAUAUUUCUUAUUAUCUUGUUUUAGUAAUGUACAAAAAGGUGUAAUAUUAAUGAUAGUCAGCUGCUUCUCAAUCAUAUUA
Tarenaya hassleriana is the source of this 847-nucleotide messenger RNA. RefSeq lists its product as uncharacterized. The transcript has a single exon. Gene Ontology annotation, biological process: regulation of DNA endoreduplication. Lineage: Eukaryota; Viridiplantae; Streptophyta; Magnoliopsida; Brassicales; Cleomaceae. The record is from RefSeq and is a predicted model, not a curated record. Bases 172 to 585 code for a protein of 137 amino acids.